This is a messenger RNA of Poecilia reticulata (guppy), 2369 nucleotides long. The record is from RefSeq and is a predicted model, not a curated record. NCBI's taxonomy places the organism in Eukaryota, Metazoa, Chordata, Actinopteri, Cyprinodontiformes, Poeciliidae.
AAUAUUUUUAUGGUGUAAUAUUGGCUAGUAAAAUUGAAGAACUUUUCCUGAUGUAACCGCGGCGAAUAUCUCCUGUCCUCUCCUCUUUCCCUCCUCCCCGCCCAGGGGAAACAGCAGCGUCACCGGGUGAAGGGCGGCGCCCGCAGGUACCCACAUCAGCUGCACAAACAGCUGCAGACAGACGCAGCUCUGUGUCCAGAAGUCAAGGAGACUCCCAGGAGCUAAACCAGCUUUCUCUCUCGCUGUGGACCGAGCAGGAAGGGACGCGGAAACAUCCGGAACGUUUGGAAAUCUCGAAAAAGGGAAGUUGGAUAGUUUGUAUUUGAGAGAAGUAUGUUCAGCUGGGUGAAACAGGAGCAAGGUGGCCGCAACAAGGAAGGAGAGAUGUACCAGACGGUCACGGAGGGACUCCAAACUCUCUACACCAAGAAGCUGCUGCCGCUGGAGGAGACCUACCUCUUCCAUGACUUCCACUCUCCGGCCCUUGAGGGGGCCGACUUCCAGAGUAAGCCCAUGGUGCUGCUGGUGGGGCAGUACUCCACCGGGAAGACCACCUUCAUCAGGUAUCUCUUGGAGCAGGAUUUUCCUGGGAUGCGCAUUGGUCCAGAACCAACCACUGAUGGCUUCAUUGCUGUAAUGCAUGGGGAAACUGAAGGAGUUGUCCCUGGCAACGCUCUGGUGGUGGACCCGAAGAAACCCUUCAGGAAACUCAACGCAUUUGGAAAUUCCUUCCUCAACAGGUUUAUCUGUUCUCAGAUGCCCAACCAGGUUCUUCAGAGCAUCAGCAUCAUCGACACGCCUGGUAUUCUAUCUGGAGAGAAACAGAGAAUCAGCAGAGGUUAUGACUUUGCAGAGGUUCUGCGCUGGUUUGGGGAGCGAGUGGACAGAAUCAUCCUGCUGUUCGAUGCCCACAAGCUGGAUAUUUCUGACGAGUUCUCUGAAGCCAUAAAAGCUUUUAAGGGACAAGACGACAAGAUCCGGGUGGUCCUCAACAAGGCCGACCAGGUGGACACCCAGCAGCUGAUGCGGGUGUACGGCGCCCUCAUGUGGUCACUGGGGAAGGUGAUUAACACCCCAGAGGUGGUGAGAGUGUAUCUGGGUUCCUUCUGGGCCAAACCACUGCAGAACACAGAGAACAGGCGUCUGUUCGAGGCAGAGUCUCAGGAUCUCUUUCGGGACAUUCAGAGUCUUCCAAGGAAUGCUGCUCUCCGUAAACUCAACGACCUCAUUAAGAGAGCGAGGCUGGCCAAGGUGCAUGCUUACAUCAUCAGCUACCUGAAGAAGGAGAUGCCUUCUCUUUUUGGGCGUGAAAAGAAGAAGGAAGAGCUGAUCAUGAGGCUACCAGAGAUCUACAUCACCCUGCAGAGAGAGCAUCACAUCAGCCCUGGAGACUUCCCCAAUGUCACCAAGAUGCAGGACAUGCUGCAGCACUAUGAUUUCAGUAAAUUUCCGUCCCUGAAAAUGAAACUGAUUGAGUCAGUGGAUAAGAUGCUGGCCACCAAGAUUGCAGUUCUGAUGGCAAUGAUCCGAGAGGAGGAGUCCAAGCUGCCUCCGGCCAUGGUGUCCGGUGGGGCGUUUGAGGGCUCUGAGGACGGGCCUUUCGGUCGGGGUUAUGGUGAGGGUAUUAGUGCCGGCGCGGAUGCAGACGACUGGAUCGUCAGCCGUGACAAACACCGCUACGAUGAGAUUUUCUACACACUGAUGCCCGUCAAUGGUAAGAUCACCGGCGUCAACGCGAAGAAGGAGAUGAUGAAUUCCCGGCUACCCAACACUGUGCUAGGAAAGAUCUGGAAACUGGCUGACUGCGAUCAGGAUGGCAUGCUUGACGAUGAGGAGUUUGCCCUCGCUCAGCAUCUCAUUCAGAUCAAGCUGGAGGGCUAUGAGCUGCCCAACGAGCUGCCCAAUCACCUUGUCCCUCCGGCCCAUCGUAAGAACCCCACUGCAGACGCACUGUACAACCACACAGAGGACUAGAGAACUCACAACGUGCCAAACAAGCCACCAAAGAGAGAGACUGUGAUAGAAGAAGGUCCUAAUGUGGAGAAACCACAACAGAUCAACAUCAGACAAUCAAAUAACUUUUAAUGUUACAGCUUGAAUAUUUCAGCUCAAAGACUCCUGAGAGGAUAAAUCUGGUUUCAACAGUAAACUGUUUUGAAAGAGAGCUUUGUUGUAAAAACCAAAAACGUUCUCCUUCUCUAAACUACUUCUUGCCUCAACUAUUUUGGAUUUCUGUCUUCUGUUUGUGAUGUAUUACAACUUCAGUUUAUUUCCACUUUAUCACCUACAGUAUGUUGACGUGAAAAAAUGUGAUUUUUUUCCAUUGCUAUUUUUUUCUGACAAAUUAAAGAACUGCUUUAAUAUUGUAA